Messenger RNA from Geodia barretti, 722 nucleotides. NCBI's taxonomy places the organism in Eukaryota, Metazoa, Porifera, Demospongiae, Tetractinellida, Geodiidae. The record is from the annotation of a GenBank genome assembly.
UGUAACACUGGCUUCAAUUUGGUUGGAGACUCAAUACUGACGUGUGGUCCUGAGGGCCAGUGGAGUGGCAACCCUCCUGUAUGUGAGGCUGUCCAGUGUCCUCCCAUUGGAAGUCCCGUGAAUGGCUCACUGCUAAUAUCUGUAACUGGUGUUUAUCAAGACACUGCACUAUAAUUAUGUGUUCGAGGAUGGUUUCAAUCUGGUCGGCAUGUCAGAGCGUGUUUGUCAAAGUGAUGGCACAUGGAGUGGAUCUGCUUCUGCCAAAUUGCGUUGCGGCUCAGUACAAAUGUUCACUCAAACUGGAGGCUGAGGAUGGGAGAGGAGGUCUCAGACAACCCAGAAGUAAGGCCUCUGGCGGGAUUGCCAUAGUGCUGUUCGAAAAUGAAGAGAAUAUCCAUGAGUUGGUCUUCACUUCAACCAACAAUUCCUGCUCCAUGGAGCUGUUGAGUGUUACCUAUUCUAAUGAUGGUGAUGCCGACAGCAUUGAGAUAUCUCUUAACAAUUCCCUCUUGGCGAACUUUAAAACGUAUGAACAUCACAAUGAUGGCCACAACUGGAACGCUUUUCGCACCGAAGAUGGUUUUCAAAUGAGACAGCCAGUAAACGACGGACACACACAAUUGGAAGUUGCUGCAAGGGAGCUAGAAAAUGUGAGAAAUCGUGUUGAGAUUGACUUUAUGUUGGUUCAGGUAGAGUGUUUUCACGAACUUCUCCCCAUUGAA